Messenger RNA from Aspergillus chevalieri, 3009 nucleotides. RefSeq names its product putative polarized growth protein (Boi2) (gene BOI2). Gene Ontology annotation, cellular component: plasma membrane. Gene Ontology annotation, molecular function: protein binding. Lineage: Eukaryota; Fungi; Ascomycota; Eurotiomycetes; Eurotiales; Aspergillaceae. The coding region runs from base 1 to 3009 and encodes 1002 amino acids. The transcript has 3 exons. Gene Ontology annotation, biological process: actin cytoskeleton organization. The record is from RefSeq and is a predicted model, not a curated record.
AUGGCUUUGGCAAAUCCUCCGCGGGGUGUCCAGCCCGGCGAUCUCCUGGUCGUUAUCCAUGACUUCGAUGCGCGCGGUACCGACGAACUUACCUUACGUCGAGGAGACAAAAUCGAGUUAAUUGAACUGGACGAUGGUUUUGGUGAUGGAUGGUUUCUCGGAAAGGAUUCAAAAACAGGAACAACCGGUCUUUUUCCUGGAGUCUAUACUACCUUCAGCCCGCGAAUUAAAACUCGACCGCAAACGGAUACGUCACAACACCGUGACUCCGGUUCGCAAAAUGGAGAGUCCGAUCCAAACCUAGGUGCGCCGGUUGCAUCGAAAAGUGGUCAAUCCACCCCGCAAGCUUCGCGCCAUGUUAGCGCCUCCGGUAUGCAGGUCCCGGACAUCGAUCCUCCGACACCCCCUUCGCCCAAGCAACAACUGCAGCCGCAGCAGAGAUCGAGCUCAUCUCCACUGCCAACUCGGAAUAUGACUCUUGAUGUUCAGCAAUCGUUCAAACACUCCCUUGCCCAUCAGAUGAAUGGUCAGGAUAGUCCGGUCAUGAACGAGACCUUAAGCGUUAUCGAUGAGCAUAUCACCGACUUGAGUACUCCACGACAUAGCCUGGCACCCCCAGAACCCAGGGUGAGAAACGAUUCCGAGAGCGAAUACAGCAGCCACCUCGGUCACCGUAUGUCCUACAUCAAUGGCCAUGAGACGGACGAAGAAGAAGAAAGUCAACCGACCGAGGAACAGGUACGCGUCUGGGAUCAGCAUGAAACCGCAAAGCGCCUCCGAGCGCUUGGCAUCGAUGACAAACACUGCGACAUAUUCGAAGAGCAAGAGAUUACCGGUGACGUCCUCCUUGAUAUGGACCAGGAUUUCGUUAUGAUGAAAGAGUUUGAUUUCGGUGUUAUGGGCCGCCGUUUGAAGACCUGGCAUAAAGUGAAAGCUUUUCAGGAAGAGAUAAAGGGUUUCAAUUCCCAACCUGCCUCCUAUCCUCGGACGUCGGAAGAGCGUCCCGAACAUACGAGUACCUUUCUCCCACGCAUCCCAACCUUUUCCGAAAAGACUGGCGGCUACCAUCAGUCGCGAGGGUCGAGCAUUUCGUCGUAUCAGUAUCCCCGGUUCGAUGGGAGUAUGCAGAGCAAUACCUCGCCCGCUCCGACAUAUAGCAUCGGUGUUGAAAAAAGGCCCUCGGCCGCAUCCAUUCGAAACUUCAACCAUUCGCGCCGUCAUUCGUCGAUCGACACGACCAACCGCUCCUACGAACUGGCUGACUCGCCCCCUCGUGCGUCGCAUCAGCCCAAGUCCUCACUUGACCGGGCUUGGUCAAUGGCCGGUGGAAACCAACGAGUCUCCCCUCGUCCGGGUACAUCUCUCGGGACGACCACCUCGGAGAGCACGUAUUCCCAGCAAGGCAUACGCGGCGCGGACCCUAAUGAAUGUGACUCAGCCAUUUCGGUGACGGACCGGUACGAUGACUUGGACCGUGGAUACUUCUCAGGACCCGAGGGUGAUACAAAGAAAGGCAAGCGGGUUCUGGUCAAACGGGGUUCCGCGGCUAGUGGAAGUAUCAGCCAUUCCAGGAAGUCGAGCUAUAAUGACGACCCAUUCAGGAUCGCGGUGGGCAGACGGCACUCUCGUAUUGGAAGUAUCGAUUCGAUUCGCGAUGCCGCCAACCAUGCUUUCACCUCAUCGAAGCCGUCUUCUUCGGGCCCACCGGCCCCACCCCCCAAGGGCCGUCUCCGGAGUCUCAGCACCCGCAUUGUGGACCGCUCCGGUCACAGUUCACAAUCGUCUAAUGCGGCCUCGUUGGAGGACAAGACAGCUUCUGGGGCUGGGUUCUUCUCGUCUUUGGUUGGUGGCAGUGGGAGUGGUAAAGCAGGCGCAGAAUCAGCUGCGCGUUCUUCUCCGUUGCCCUUCCAGCAACAUAUCAGAAAUGCUGGUCCUAAAUUUCGACGUGCUGUCGGCCUUCGGACGACGACGGACAUUGUCGGGAAAGUCGACACGUCGGGAGUCCCUUCAUCGCCAAUUAAAGACUCGGAUCCGUCAUCUAUCCGAACAGGAUCGACCACGCCGUCUGCGACAUCCAAGAGUUCGGAACGCGUCAGCACUGAACGCCAGAGCACUGAUGGAUCUGGGAAAGCGAUAGAUGGUGCCGGUGGCUUCCCUUUGCCGCGUCCAAAGCCCUCUGUCAAGUCCUCUGUCAAGACCAAGAAGGACACGAGUGCGUACAUUCAAGGAUUGGAAAAGAAAUCUCCAAAUGAGCAGAUGACGCAGUGUGACUAUUCGGGCUGGAUGAAGAAGCGGUCUUCGAACCUGAUGACAACGUGGAAGCCUCGUCUCUUUGUUUUGCGGGGUCGUCGCUUGUCGUAUUACUAUUCGGACACGGACAAGGAGGAACGAGGCUUGAUUGACAUUACCGGGCAUCGUGUUCUUCGAGCAGACAACGACCCGAUCAUUACGCUGCACGCCACCCUCACUGGUGCUACUGCAUCGCCAACGUCGCCCGCCAGUGCUGCCCAAGUACCGACAGAUAAGUUGUCUAAGUCUGAAAGUAGCGGGCCGUUCUUCUUCAAGUUGGUGCCCCCGAAAGCCGGCGUGGCUCGCAGUGUCCAGUUCACCAAGCCUGCCGUCCAUUAUUUCCAAGUGGAUAGUGUCAAAGAAGGCCGCUUGUGGAUGGCUGCUCUCAUGAAAGCGACCAUCGAACGUGACAUGGAAAUUCCAGUCGAGACCACUUACAAGCAUGACACUGUCAGUUUGAAGCAAGCUCGGCUGAUGAACCAGCGGCCGCCUGGGCUUCUCGCCACUCCCACUCCUCAAGAGGAAGAUGAGGAUAAGGCCGAAGAACGGGCCCGAGGAGCAGGCGAAGAGCCACUGACGACGAACGAUGGUGCCGGUCUGGGUCUUGGUCUUGAGAAAUCUCCCACCGAUUGUGAUGACCAGGCUCCACCGAGCCCGCUUGCGAGUAAUCCACUUGGCAAUGGCUCUUCAACUUUGGUUUCAGAGACGGCUGAGAAGUAG